Prionailurus viverrinus (fishing cat) is the source of this 2765-nucleotide messenger RNA. It is a transcript of the gene C1QTNF4, whose product is annotated as C1q and TNF related 4. The transcript is spliced from 3 exons. Lineage: Eukaryota; Metazoa; Chordata; Mammalia; Carnivora; Felidae. Bases 1637 to 2611 code for a protein of 324 amino acids. The record is from RefSeq and is a predicted model, not a curated record. Gene Ontology annotation, molecular function: protein binding.
AUUUUGGGUGUAGAGCUUACUUAAAAUUUUUAAAAAGAGGGAGAGAGAGAGAGGAAAGAAAGAAAAGAAAAAAGAAAAGAAAGAGGAAGAGAGAGAGCCUCCUCCGGGACAUCUUCCUUAAUCCUCCAGUGGAAUUUCUCCCUCCCUGAGCUCUUGUAGCACUUUGUAGCUCCCUCUUGGAGCUGAUCUCUUUCCACCCACUAUGAUUCUUUCAAUCCACAUCCAGCCGCUCCCACUAAAUGAUUAGCUCCUAGAGAGUAGGGUCUCUAGGUGUUUUUCAUCUCCGCUUCUUCCUGAGUACCUACCUAAGACUGCACCUUAGAACACUUCAUUGUGUCUCCUGGCCCAAGAUGGCAACUGGGGCUCCAGCCUUCGUGUAUACAUUCCAAAAAGGGGGAAGAGAAAAGGGAGGGCAAAAUAAAGGGCCUCUGAGCUGAGUCCAUCCCUUUCAAGCACUUUCUCUCCCAACAGCUUCUGAUUACACCUCCUCGACCAUGCCUAGCUUCAGAAGAAACUGAGUACCUUGUCUCCCUUCAAACUCAAGAGCCCAUCCCUUGUUUUACAGAUGAAAAUGUAAGACCCAAAGAGGAUCAGAGAAUUAGGGAGGCUGCUGAACAUAGUAGUUAAGGACCUGGUCUUAGAGCUAAACAGGCCUGGAUUUGAAUCCUGCCCCCACGUAUAACCUCUUCAUUCCUCAUUUGUAAAUGGCGCCCUGGAAGCAGCCCGCUCAGCCAAAACCCAGUUCUGCCCCAAGGAUCCCUUCCUUUGCAUCCCCUUCCCAGGGGGUCCAGGCUGACCCUUUGGUGUCUGGGGGCUUGGUCUUCCUCCUUUCUUCCUAAGCAGCAAUGGGAAUUUUGAGAUUCGGAGGUAAGGAAGAAAAACGAGGUCACUUUAAGCUCUUUCUUUACUGGUGACAUUGACCCAUUUUAUCCUGCUUUUCCUCAGACCCCCUCCUCCAGUGUCACUCAGUCUGGACAUCUGUCCCAGCCCAAAUCUCACCUUCUACUGUCCUUGCAGCCCAGGGGCUUGUCUAGUCGGUGUCCUGCUGCAGUCCCCUCUCCUCAAACCAGGGAGGAGGCUCGCCUGAAGAGUGCCCUGGGCCACCCCCAGUUUGGCCUCUGCCUCAGGCCUCAGUUUCCCCAUCUGCUAACUUGGGUUGAUGAUGCGUGUUCUGUGGAGCCAGAGGGUGAAGCUCUAGGGAGGUCACGGAUGAGGAAGAGCCCAGGACUCUGUGCAGCUUGCGCAGGGGCCUCCUCCGUGCCGUGCCCCUAGGCCCUGCGCGGCCCCCCUUCCUCGGCGCGCCCCUCCCUCUCCCUUCUGCUCCCCUCUCCCCCUUCCCGCCGCUCCCCUGCCACUCCUCCCGGCGGUCUGCUCGGUUCGCUCUUCAGCCGUCCUCUUUCCCUAGCGCCUCGCUGCCCCGCGCCCGCCCCGGGGUUCUGGGGUCCCGGGGUCCCAGCGCCCCGCAGCCGCCGCCGCCGCCGCCGCCACCGCCGCCGCCGCCGCCGCCGCCCCCGCCAGGCCCGGCCCCGCCGCAGCGCGGGCGGUCAGUGCGCAGCCCCGGCGCCCGCCCGGAGCCCGGAGCCGGAUCGCGGGCUCGGAGCGAACCCGACCCGAACGCCGCCCCCAGCCAGGCACCAUGCUGCUACUCCUGCUGGGCGUGCUGGGCCCUGCCGCUUGCUGGGCCCUGGGGCCGGCCCCGGGCUCGACGGAGCUGCGCUCUGCCUUCUCGGCGGCACGCACCACCCCCCUGGAGGGCACAUCGGAGAUGGCGGUGACCUUCGACAAGGUGUACGUGAACAUAGGCGGCGACUUCGACGCGGCCACAGGCCAGUUCCGCUGCCGCGUGCCCGGCGCCUACUUCUUCUCCUUCACGGCUGGCAAGGCCCCGCACAAGAGCCUGUCGGUGAUGCUGGUGCGCAACCGCGACGAGGUGCAGGCGCUGGCCUUCGACGAGCAGCGGCGGCCAGGAGCGCGGCGCGCCGCCAGCCAGAGCGCCAUGCUGCAGCUCGACUACGGCGACACGGUGUGGCUGCGGCUGCACGGCGCCCCGCAGUACGCUCUCGGAGCCCCCGGCGCCACCUUCAGCGGCUACCUGGUGUACGCCGACGCCGACGCGCCUGCGCGCGGGCCGCCCGCGCCCCCCGAGCCGCGCUCUGCCUUCUCGGCGGCGCGCACGCGCAGCCUGGUGGGCUCGGACGCCGGCCCGGGGCCGCGGCACCGGCCCCUCGCGUUCGACACGGAGCUCGUCAACAUCGGCGGCGACUUCGACGCGGCGGCCGGCGUGUUCCGCUGCCGCCUGCCGGGCGCCUACUUCUUCUCCUUCACGUUGGGCAAGCUGCCGCGCAAGACGCUGUCCGUGAAGCUGAUGAAGAAUCGCGACGAGGUGCAGGCCAUGAUUUACGACGACGGCGCGUCGCGGCGCCGCGAGAUGCAGAGCCAGAGCGUGAUGCUGGCGCUGCGGCGCGGCGACGCCGUCUGGCUGCUCAGCCACGACCACGACGGCUACGGCGCCUACAGCAACCACGGCAAGUACAUCACCUUCUCCGGCUUCCUGGUGUACCCCGACCUCGCCCCCGCCGGCCCGCCGGGCCUCGGGCCGCCGGAGCUCUGAACCCCGACCGGGAGAGGAGCCCAGGGGCGGCCCGGGGCGUGUAUGCCGAGCCGGGCCGUGGCCUGAAAGCCCCGCCGGCGCGAGCAUGACGGCCCGCCCAGUGUGGCUGACUCUGCCAAUAAAGUGGGCCUGCGUCGGCGCCUGUCUGCCCGGG